AAUCUAUUCGUCACGACCGCCAUGCCGUCGGCUUCCGAGAUGCUCGCCGCCGCGGCGAGUGCGGGAGGUGCCGCGACCGCCUCGGCGGACGACCGCAAGCGCUUCCGCGGCGCCGAUGGCGGCCCGCCAGUGCGCGCAGCAGCACAAGCAGACCGGUUCGAGCGGCUCUUGCGCUUCUGCCUGUACCGGAGCUCGUCGCUCGAGACCGCGCUAUGCGCCUCCAGCCUUGUCUUCGUCUUGCGCGAGACCACCAUCAAAGCCGGCACCGAGACGGCCAAAGGGAAAUGGAAGGAGAACAGGCCCGUCGUCGAAGAAUCCAUGCACGCCCAGAGGAACUACCCCAGCCACCCGCUCGGCGAGGAGCGGGUGUUUCUGUUCAUGACGGUGCUCGAGCAUGCGGAGAAAUGGUACGAUGCCGACACGCAGGCCCUCAUCACCAAAGUCGAGCAGAUCCCGACGAAGUUGCUGAACUCCUCGAUCGCGGCCUUCCAGCCGCGCUACCCCACCGCGAAGGAGGGCCGGGCGUGGGUCUUCGACUUGCAGCUCCACACCCUGAUGCACGACGACGUGAAGCUCCUGGCCUUGCAGUUCCUGGCUCACAAGCCGGUGGCGGAGCUUGGCAUCGAGUUGCACCGGAAGCGCCAGGACGGCCUGGAGAAAGCCCUGUGGACCGACCUGAAAGAGAUUCAACAGGCCCGGAUGGCGCGACCAUGCCGCGACACUUGUGGCCACCAGGGCGGGACGAUUUUUUGUGGACAGUGCUCGCCAUUGGUACUCGGCGACGGCUUGUUGUAG
This is a messenger RNA of Prorocentrum cordatum, 795 nucleotides long. Lineage: Eukaryota; Dinophyceae; Prorocentrales; Prorocentraceae. The record is from the annotation of a GenBank genome assembly.